AUGACAAUAGCGAAAGCGUGCGACUACUUCUGGAUUCCGUUCAAAACGGACUGUGAGGAACUGCUGGGCCGCUUCCAGCUAACCGAGUCGGUUCGAUAUGAAGAGUUUGCGGCUAUAUGGAGAGCAAUGGACUUCUCCAGCGUGUUUUAUGGAAUUACUACGCACCAGGAGAAGAGAGCUUUUACUCGUCUUGCCUUUGCCACUGUGUACGAUUACUUCCUGCCUCCAUACAGCUUUCAGAUCAGGGCAGGGGCUCUGUACACGUUAUACGGCCUUUACCACGCACAGCUCUCAUUGCCUAAGGAAAAGAUCUGGAUUGCUCUGAAGGAUUGGGUGCACAUGCAGAAGUUUGUUUCAGAUGCGCUUAGCUGUCAGCAUCUGGAUGUUGUAUAUGUCUACAGGAAGCUUGAGUCUGAUAAAGUGUUUUUUUACACUACCAUGCCCAAGCAGCUCACAUUUGACGCAAAGCGUCGUUUUUUGAACAAAGAUGUCAAUGAGGAGUUCCAGGAUCAUUCAGCCAGAGUGGCGGAGCUGGUCAACACAGAUACACUAGAAGAAAUUGCAAAUGUUCAUGGUCACUAUGAACGGAUUAAACAGGGUUUGCCUGUGUCGUCAUCAAUAAGUGUGACGCCAGUCAACUUGACUGCAAAACUUCUGGAAUGUGCCCUUGAGUUUCAACAGUGGCAGGAAAAAAAUGCAGCAGCUAAGAAUAAAGACUCUGGUGCGAAAGCCAAGAAAAGCACUAAGCAAACUGAGUCGUCCUUAAGAGCCGAUCUACUUGCUUCCAUCAAAUCAAAGUCAUAUGGCCAUCUAUCAAAGGCAUCCAAAUCCCGGCGACACAGGCAGGUGGAGAUGGACACCUCAGGCUCUGGAACAGACCAUAUGCAGGAGUUCACGGCCUCCCGCAAAAGCAGACCACCCUCCCUCAGGGCCAGGACCUGGCAAAACCUGGGCAACAAAGGGUCAGAUGAAAGAACACAACAUUGGCUCCUGAGCUCAAUGGAAGAAGACAAAACAGCAAUGAAACGCAGUCAGCAGAGGAGCAGAUUCAAAUGGUGA
Molecule: messenger RNA, 1059 nt
Organism: Colossoma macropomum (tambaqui)
Lineage: Eukaryota; Metazoa; Chordata; Actinopteri; Characiformes; Serrasalmidae
Gene: snapc1a
Product: small nuclear RNA activating complex, polypeptide 1a
Exons: 11
Coding region: 1-1059 (352 amino acids)
Biological process (GO): snRNA transcription by RNA polymerase II; snRNA transcription by RNA polymerase III
Cellular component (GO): snRNA-activating protein complex
Molecular function (GO): sequence-specific DNA binding
Source: RefSeq, a predicted model, not a curated record